Messenger RNA from Lolium rigidum, 1479 nucleotides. RefSeq lists its product as uncharacterized. The record is from RefSeq and is a predicted model, not a curated record. The transcript is spliced from 4 exons. Gene Ontology annotation, cellular component: chloroplast. Lineage: Eukaryota; Viridiplantae; Streptophyta; Magnoliopsida; Poales; Poaceae. The coding region runs from base 114 to 1229 and encodes 371 amino acids.
UCCCCUUCCCCACCGCGCUGUGCCGCCCACACGACUCCUCUCCCUCUCCCGGACCGACGGAGCCAGCCAGCCAAGCGAGCAAGCAGCAGCAGCCCUCCGGCGACUCGGCGAGGAUGGAAAUGCUCUUCAGCAGCCUCUUCUGUGAUUCCGCAUCGUCGGAGAACUUUUCUGGUCAUCCGGAUGUUGAGAGAUGCCCAUUCCUGAGGAACAUCAAUGGAGCUACAACCUUCUCAUUUUCCUCUGCUUUGCCUGUAGCUGCCCGAGGAGGCAAGGGUCCGAUCUUUGAGGAUGGUCCAGGCUUUGAAUCGGCAUUCAAGCUUUUCCAUGGACAGGAUGGGAUAGUUCCCCUUUCAGGAAGAUCAUAUGUGCAUGAUGAGAACCGCAUUGAAACCACCAAUGCCAAGCCUGAACCUGCUCUGCCCUUUAAUCCAUUGGCUGCCAGAGCCGCCACCAUAAGUCUAUCAGGUUUUGGACCAUUCGGCUUUAACUUCUUCAAUGGCAAGGGCAAAAAGCAGAACAAGAAGCCCAACAAUCUAGACCAGUCACAGAAGAAGCCCAGCAAACCGGACCAGAAUUCGAUGAAACAGAAAGGAGGCAACCCACCAUCACAUGAGUCAUUGAGUGAUGAAUGGCUAGAGAACGGGCAGUGCCCACUUGCUCGGUCUUACCGGGCAAUGAGUGGUGUUUUGCCCCUUGUCGCCAAGGCUUUACAGCCACCGGCUGGUAUGAAGCUGAAGUGCCCGCCUGCUAUUGUUGCUGCACGGGCAGCCCUUGCUCGUACGACUCUUGUGAAGUCCCUACGUCCCCAACCCCUUCCUUCAAAGAUGGUAGCCAUCGCGUUGCUCGGGAUGGCAGCAAACGUCCCUCUAGGGGUGUGGCGUGAGCACACAAAGAAGUUCUCCCCUCAGUGGUUUGCAGCCGUCCACGCAGCCGUUCCAUUCAUCGCAAUGCUGAGGAAGUCUGUCAACAUGCCCAGGACUGCCAUGGUAUUCACCAUAGCAGCCUCCAUCCUUGGGCAGACUAUCGGGUCAAGGGCCGAGCGCAUCCGCCUGAAGACUCUGGCUGCAAAGAGCACCACCGACCUUGCUGCCACAAAUGCUGCCAUGUAUCCAAACAAGAACUGCGGUUGCAGCGACAGUGAGGGCAAGGCGUGGGAUCCCCUUGCGCUGAAGAUGCCUGGCUCCGUUUCUGGCAGUGCUCCUGCACCAUCCCCUAGCCUGUGUUUCUGACUUGGGCCGCUUGGAAGUACAGAUCUCUAUUUAUCGUGUAUGUAAUUGCCUUGCCUGUCCCUGGAAAGCAGAGCCGUUUCAGCGGUUUUUAGGGGGCGACAAGUGGAAUAAGGUGCUAUAGUACCAUUGUUCUCCUGUUUAACUUGUGAUGAUGAUUGUCUGUCAGUUCAUGCAUCUGUAAUUUGAUGCUGCUGUAUUCCUAUCGAAACAAUUAUAUUGUGGUUGUCCUUUAAAAGAAUUUGUUAUAUUA